Messenger RNA from Wasmannia auropunctata (little fire ant), 1824 nucleotides. It is a transcript of the gene Bili, whose product is annotated as putative FERM domain-containing protein FRMD8P1. The record is from RefSeq and is a predicted model, not a curated record. The coding region runs from base 408 to 1769 and encodes 453 amino acids. Gene Ontology annotation, biological process: negative regulation of canonical Wnt signaling pathway. The transcript has 7 exons. Gene Ontology annotation, cellular component: cytoskeleton; plasma membrane. NCBI's taxonomy places the organism in Eukaryota, Metazoa, Arthropoda, Insecta, Hymenoptera, Formicidae.
GAUAAUACUGUACGUUCUAUACAUAUAUAUACACGUACAAGUAAUCAAUAACUGCUGUAGCUGCUCCAUAGUUCAGAUGGCAGCGCGGCAUAGCACAGUAACAUGCAUUGAACCCGAAAUGAAGCCAAAAUAGAGGAACUAAAAAUUGCACAUUGACAAUGCGUAACCCUGUAGAUACAAGUGAGCAUAGUUUAUCGCAACAAAAAUGUGAGUGAAAUAUUCGAGAGGCAAUAAUCGACUAGUAAUAAGAACAAUCACUUAUUUUCGUGAUAAUAACAUCGACAAUGGUGUUACGAACGUGCAGCUUUAAAUAAUAUACAUAUAUAUUGAUUACAAUAUUAAGUACAAUAUCUAAAUCAAGAAGGUUCUUUAAUCAAUUGAUAAAGAUUAAGGAAAAAUUGAAGGAAAUGGAGCAACAGAAUGAUUGCACGAUUCAGAGAGGACAGCCGUUGCGUCGCUAUCCAAAUGACUACAAAGCGGAAGGACACUCCACAUUAAGUAAAACAAUGGCGAAUCAACCGCAGUACUCGAAUACGGGAAGACCUACGAUACGCAUAGCCGUGUAUCUGAUGACAGGGGUAUUCCUGACGAUGGAGGUCGAACAAAACGCGACUGUCCAGCAGAUCUUCACGAUAGUGCAGUCGGAAGCGGAGCUGGGUCUGUCGAGAUUCUCUUUGUCGGCCGCUACACCAGUUUUCGCACUGUGGCUGUGUUCCGCGCAGCUGGAGGUUCAGUUACGUCCAACGCACAUGCCCGUGGAAUUGGCUGCGAAAUGGAAUUACCUCGUAAACAAGUACAGCUCUCACACGGAAGAUUCCGACGACGAGGAGCCGUUGCUAUAUUUUCGUAGAAACAUAUUUCUCCCCAGGUCGGAGGAAGAGCAGAUCAAGGAUAUCAAGGUCCUUGAGCUGCUCUAUGCGGAAGCCAAGUACAAUGUCCUGCAAGGACGGUACGCGUGCGAUGGUCCUGCACGUUACGCCAGUUUAGGAGCGUUACAAGCCCGAAUCGAGCUCGGCCCGUAUAACGCGCAGACCCACACCUUGGCGUUUUUCCAUAGACAUCGCGGCCGCUUUUUACCGCAUCACUACGCCUCCCCGAGCCUCCUACUAGGACUGGGACUCGGACUGGGACUGGUGGGUGGCAAGGGUGCACCCGAGGCGCAUCUUUUGGAGCAAUACAAGCGAAUACCUAGUCACAACGGUACCGCCAACGCAAAUCCCAAGAAACUGAUCAGGAAGUAUCUCGAGUUUUGUUGGAAUCUACCGUGUUACGGCGCGGCCUUCUUUCAAGGUCAAAUCGAGCGACCCGUCAGAGGACUCGCGUCGUGGAUCACUAAUCGCGACAUGCAGGUCCUCGUCGCGAUCAACACGUCGGGGGUGUACAUAGUCGACGACAUGCAGUGCAGCUUGCUAUUAGGGCUAAAAUACUCGGAAUUAAGCUGGGAAAUGGCGAAACCGUCGGACGAGAAUAAUCCGGAUUGUCUACCUUGCUUGUUCCUGCAAUUUCCGGUACGAGAGAACGGAGCGCGUGUCUACAAGAUUCUGCAAGUGUUCUCGAGACAGGCACCAAUGAUGGAUACUUUAAUAUCCGGCUUUGCGGAGGACUAUCGCAAUCAAUUUCUUAAUAGUGACAGCAACAACGACCAAUCUGAUCAUCCGCUGGUUUUCCCCAGUGGAAGCUUCACAAAUAAACUUAGUAAAUUUACACUCGCCACUUUCGACGACGAAGGUCGAUGUAUCGGUCAAAUGGGCUCGUGGUCCUUUCGAUAAAGUACAUUGUGAUUGUACAUUUUGUGAUGCCAAUAUACUCUCUAAUAAUACAAAA